CGCGCACUCAACAGCUGACCGUGGAAGUUGGCGUGGUUUUUUUCUAGCUGUGGCAAAAAGCCCGUAUCGGGAAGUUGUCUUCUAUUAAAUUCAAAGCGAAUGGUUAUAGCCUAAUAGGAGGGCUAGUCAACUUUACGGACUCUAAUUUAAGAUGGCGAAUGGUCUGUGAGCACGACAGGCGUCGGCCGCGCAACAGCCGUCUGCUGCCAUGACAACCAGCCGCUGCAGCCAGCUACCCGAAGUGCUGCCGGAGCGCUCGGCCUCGUCUCCCCUGAGCGACCGCGCUGACGGGCGCGACCCUGAGCCAAUGAGCAGCGUGGACUGCGGUCUGGAGCCCGCCCUCCCAGGGAAGGCCAUGGAAGACGAGAGCUGCCCGACGGGUGACGGGGAGAAGGCGCACUACUACAUGCAAGUGUCCGCCAAAGAUGGGCAGCUUCUCUCCAACGUGGUCGGAGCACUAUCCAAACAAAGUGUGCUGGCGGAGCGGCCCAUGUGUCGUAUCUGCCAUGAGGGUGGGGCUCAGGAGGAGCUGCUGUCCCCGUGCGAGUGUGCCGGCACGCUGGCCACCAUCCACCGCAGCUGCCUGGAGCACUGGCUCUCCGCCUCCAGCACCAGCUUCUGCGAGCUCUGCCACUUCCAGUUCAGUGUACAGCGCAAGGCGCGGCCACUGCUAGAGUGGGUGCGUAACCCGGGCCUGCGGCAGGAGAAGCGCACGCUCUUCGGGGACAUGGUGUGCUUCCUGCUCAUCACGCCGCUGGCCACGAUCUCGGGCUGGCUGUGCCUGCGCGGCGCCGUCGACCACCUCCACUUCUCCAGCCGCUUGGAGGCCGUGGGCCUGAUCGCCCUCACCGUCGCCCUCUUCACCAUUUACCUCUUCUGGACGCUGGUGUCUCUCAGGUAUCACUGUCGGCUGUACAAUGAGUGGCGGCAGACCAAUCAGAGAGUGGUUCUCCUACUGCCCAAGUCUCACGGCGAAUCGUCGGUUAACCCAUCGCUGCCCGGCCCGCCCCGAGUCAAACGGCCCUCGAAAGAGACAAUAGUCUGACGUCGGCCCGUCACAGCACUCAUUUCAAAGCCAAGCAAACAAACAUAAAACAAAUGCGGAGCCAGAUGGAUGGAGCUGGGAAGCUGGUUGCAUCCCAGCGUGAGAUGCUGUCGUUGCCAUUGGGAUAAGGGCAAACUUAUGUACUCACCCUCUCGUAAGGUUCCUGAAUGCGCCCCACCUGUACAAAGAUGGCCGCCUCACCUCUAAUGGAACAUCAGCAUGGCUUUUGGGACUUUAUCGACCUGCUGGGUUUUCAGAUGAAGAAAGAAACUCACAUCAGAGUCUCUGUUGUGAUGUUAAAACAGGAUUAUGUAAAUGAAGGAUCACGUUUGAGAUGCGUAUACGUGUUAAGGGCCAUGUCAGACACACAUACACACACACACACACUUUUGAACUUUGAUUAGCCUACCUUGAUCUGAGGAAGGUUAACUGGGGAAACUUCUCUACCUAACACCCUGUAUCACAUACAGUGACACAUCUGGGAGCACCUAUGUAAAAUCACAUUGGUCUUUAUUGUAGACCACUGAAUAGCUCCACUGGUGCAAGGGUGGUUUAUAUGUGAUGAUGAAAAAAAGGCUCAGGCAGUGGUGGCUACUGAGGAAGAGAAUGUCUCUCCUCAGUGUCCCUUCUCUAACCCCCCUGAGCCCCAUAUUAAUGCUCAGUCAUAAACACUGUCGCAUUAUAAGCUCUUUUGCAAGGCAGAAAGGACAAUACAUGCAGUAUGGGUGUAGUGUCCAGAGCUGCAGGGAGAGACACAGAGGCUUUUUUGAGUGAAAACAACACUGAAGUAUUUAGCAUUGCACGUAAUUAUUGUUAUAUUCACCAACAGUCCGUUAGAGAUCAAAUUGUGGAGUUGUUUGGGUUAGGAUAUGGAGCCCCAUAAGGGUCAUGGUGGUGAUUUUAUAGAGCUUUGGUUGUGAGGGAAUACAAAAGUAUUGGGACGGAACACAAAACUACUGAGAGGAAAUGAUAAAAGUAUCGAGAGGGAAUGCAACAUUUGUAUAAGGAAUGCAAAAAAAAAAGCCGCUACCAUAACCCUUUGGGGGCUCUAUAGUUUGCCACAUUUAUGUUGUUUGUCUUUGAAGCACUAGUGCUUAUGAAAAUAAGCCCUCUCAGUGAAAAGGGAGGGUUUGAUGCACUGGAAUUCCCUACUGCUUUCAAUAUGAAGCAUCAGUGUUGAGCUCUGAGGAAAAUUUAAUUUAAUUUUUAUUUCAUUUUGUUCAAGUACAAAUUUGGAGAACAUUUUUGUAGACUUUUUUUUUCAAAUACUCACACAUUGUGAGACUUUUGUGGACCAUAAUUGACUAUAAUAUUGGAUGUAGAUACAUUUUCUUUAAGGGCCUUUUUUAGAUUGGAUUUAUGUUGGUUUUACCUAUUUGUGCUAUUGUGUAUAUUUCUAAUAUACUUUUUUGUAUUCUUUAAUGUCACCACUGCCAACUACAGUGUCCUAGUGAUAUUUUGUGUGUGUGUGUGCGUGUGUAUUGUUUUACUUUUGCUUUCUACUUGUAGUGGUUGCCAAUGCCUUCAACUAUGACAGGAAACGUCUUGUUUAAUACGUCUACUGCUUAACCAUGUAUGCACUAAAUGUGUUUGGGGCCAAAACAGUAUCACAUCUGGGCAUAGUUGAGUUUGAUGACACAUAAGAUUUGACAGCAACAUUAUUGUACAUAUUUCAGUCUCCACAACAUUUCAGUUAUGUCCAAUCAGUCCCAAAGACUUAAUCACGAAUAUAAAUACUUGAGAAACAUUGAUAAAGCAGUAGUAUUUA
Alosa sapidissima (American shad) is the source of this 2813-nucleotide messenger RNA. Its product is annotated as E3 ubiquitin-protein ligase MARCHF3-like. Gene Ontology annotation, molecular function: ubiquitin-protein transferase activity; zinc ion binding. NCBI's taxonomy places the organism in Eukaryota, Metazoa, Chordata, Actinopteri, Clupeiformes, Clupeidae. The transcript is spliced from 5 exons. The coding region runs from base 209 to 1045 and encodes 278 amino acids. The record is from RefSeq and is a predicted model, not a curated record. Gene Ontology annotation, biological process: protein ubiquitination.